Teleopsis dalmanni is the source of this 2660-nucleotide messenger RNA. RefSeq names its product DDB1- and CUL4-associated factor 6-like. NCBI's taxonomy places the organism in Eukaryota, Metazoa, Arthropoda, Insecta, Diptera, Diopsidae. Gene Ontology annotation, cellular component: Cul4-RING E3 ubiquitin ligase complex; cytoplasm. Gene Ontology annotation, molecular function: protein binding. The record is from RefSeq and is a predicted model, not a curated record. Gene Ontology annotation, biological process: positive regulation of transcription by RNA polymerase II. The transcript has 7 exons. Bases 413 to 2572 code for a protein of 719 amino acids.
AAAAUAUUGGCGUAUAUUAAUAAUUUGAAUCAAAAUUUGUUAGCAAGAAGUUCCGUCUAAACGUACUUUCCAUUUGUAGCAUACUUUUUUGCGUUUCGUAAAUACUUGCAUGUGAAGAAAAACAAUAACAAAACGUACGGAAUCAAAAGCAAUGUAAACAGGCCGUGUUUAAUCUUACUGAGACGGGAAUCAGUGACACACGAAGAGUAAGCGCGCUACGUACGUCGGUGCGGUGCUUGUGGGAAGAAGUCGUGUGGUGUUGAAUUCUUUUUAAACUGCGGCAUCUUGCACUUAUUUAUUAUAAAUACAAAAUCGAAAAAUAUAGUAAAAUAAGAUUCAAUGUAGUGAAAAAAAGUUCUUAUAAUAAUGGUAGUGUCAUAGAAACAAAAGGAAUCCAAGAAAAAAAUUCAAAAUGUUCAAACAUAACGAAAAGUCGGUGUUUAAUAUAGUUAGCCACUUAAGUUAUUAUAAACCGGAUAAGGCUAUUGAAAAAUUAACAGGUAGUACAAAAGAUUCUUUGAAUUAUGUACAGCGUUUAGGUUUACUGUAUAAAUUGCGGGUACAUGAUGGUUGUGUGAACUCGGUGAUUUGGAAUGACACGGGUGAAUAUCUACUAUCCGGAAGUGAUGAUCAAUUUUUAGUAAUAUCGGAUCCAUAUAAACAGCAGGUGAAACUAAAGUACAAAACAUUACACUCUGCGAAUAUAUUUUCGGCACGUUUCCUACCGCAAACAAAUAACGAAGGCAUCCUAUCAUGUUCCGGUGAUGGAAUAGUUUUACUUACGGAAUUAUUAUCACCAACAAUUAAAUUAGCAGGAUCGUCUACGACUAAUACUGCAGUAUACGAGGAUAUUAAUGACAUUAAUUCGUGUUCGUUCACUUGUCAUAAAGGUGGUACAGCUUAUGAUGUUCUUCCAAUACGUACGGAUCCUCGGUGUUUUUUUAGUUGUGGAGAAGAUGGUACUGUACGUAUGUUUGAUUUACGUUUAAUUUCAAGGUGUCAUAAAAGUUCUUGCAAAGAGAAUAUCUUUGUUUUUAAUCAAACUGCGGUAAAUUCAAUUGAUUUAUCACCGAUUAGUGAAAACUACUUAGCAGUUGGAAGUUCGGAUGGUGUUGUACGCCUUUACGAUCGACGAUUUCUUUCAAUAAUUGACUUUAAAGAAAAUACACCCAUUACAAGUGACUAUCAUACACGAUUCGUUAAGGCUUAUCCAAUACCCUUUAAGACAACACGUCAAUUUCGCAUAACCUCCGUUAAAUUUAGUCAAGACGAAAGUGAAUUACUUGCCAGUUACUCUUCCGAAUAUUUGUAUUUAUUUGAUUUGAAAAACAGUGGUGGAAAUAUACAUGAAAUCUAUACCAAAGGACAGAAAAAUUUCGAUGAACCCCAAUCGAAAAAUUCUCAACAUGUACAACGAAGACUGCGUUUACGUGGAGAUUGGUCUGAUACUGGACCGCGUUCAGCACCUGAAAAUGAAAAUACUGCACGUAUAGAGUAUGGUCAAUCUAGGCCGUUAGUACAAGGUUCUAUUAUGACACGUAUGACUGAAGUGAUAUCUCGUUUAAUGAAUGAUCGUUUACGCUCUGGCAUAGUUGCCAUUGGUGGCUUUCCACCAGAUCCAACAUAUGAACAAUUUCCAAUACUUCCCGGAAUGACCGAAGGUCCUUCCACUUCUGCUGCUUGGCGCAUGGAUUCUGCUAAUGUAAGAUUUGGUGUACGAAGUGGAUCGCGUAACAGUAAUUUAUCAACACAAAGUACGCAUGACAGCGAAAAUGAUCAAACCAGUACCACGAAUACUGAACAACUAAAUACUGAAACUGAAACAAAGAAUGUCGAUACUAAUUUAGUAUCAAAUAUAGAGUUAAAUUCAAGUCAAGAUUCAAGUCCUCAUAGUGAAAAUAUACACUACGAUUAUUUACUUAUGACAUUUAAGGGUCAUCGUAAUGCUCGCACAAUGAUUAAACAAGCAAACUUUUGGGGUGAUAAUUAUAUAAUGUCCGGAUCUGAUUGUGGCCACAUAUUUAUAUGGGAUCGAUUUACUGGUAAAUUAGUUAAAUUAUUGCAGGCCGAUAACCAUGUAGUGAAUUGUUUACAACCUCAUCCUCAUAUGCCAUAUUUGGCAAGUUCUGGCAUUGAUUAUGACAUUAAACUUUGGGCACCAGUAUUGGAGAACAGCGAUUUUGAUGAAAAAGAAGCUGAAGAAUUAAUGAAACUAAAUGCUGUUAUGCUGGAACAAACGAGAGAUACUAUAACAGUUCCUGCCUCCUUUUUAAUACGUAUGUUGGGAUAUAUACAUAACUUACGCUCUCGUACUGCAACACGUCAUCUCACUACAAGCAGGGGCAUACAAACUAUGAGCGAAAGUGAUAAUGAAGUUGAUACUUCCUCACAAACUGAUGACCAACAACAGUCAAAUGUGAAUGACCAACAGCCAAAUGCUAAUGAUCAAGAGUCAAAUGGCAGUGAUCAACAGUUAAAUGGAAAUGAUCAACAGUUAAAUGGCAAUGAUCAACAGGCAAAUAACAGUGAUCAACAAUCAAAUGGAAAUGACGUAGAGUUAGCAAAUGAAUGAACGAAUUGAAACUAACAAGAAUAAAUUAUAUGUAUUUUUUUCAAUUAAAUUUAGAAAUACUAAUCAUAAAUAAACACAACCCACACAA